This is a messenger RNA of Misgurnus anguillicaudatus (oriental weatherfish), 1945 nucleotides long. It is a transcript of the gene cuedc2, whose product is annotated as CUE domain containing 2. The record is from RefSeq and is a predicted model, not a curated record. Lineage: Eukaryota; Metazoa; Chordata; Actinopteri; Cypriniformes; Cobitidae.
UUUACAUUAAAGCGGAUAUGACGUCAUUGGUUUUAAACCUCAGCGAACGCGCGCAGGGCUAAUGAAUUAGCUAUACAUUUUAAGCUUUGGUGGCAUCUAACCAGUUUAAGACUUAGAUUUUAGAAAUUUUUCCUUGGUAUCAUUCCAGGUUUACAAUUUUAUCGAAAAGAUGGACAUCCAGAAAAUCAUUCACGAUGCACUACACGAGUUCAUUCAGUCCUAUAUACCUCAAGCAGACCUCAGUACUCUUGAUGAUGUGCUUUUGUCAUACAUCACCGGGGUGCUGGAAGAUUUGGGAUCCCAAGAAAGUGUGGAGGAAAACUUUGAUGUAGAGGUGUUUGUUGAAAUGCUGGAAGCCUACAUUCCUGGUUUUUCUGAUAUUGACAGUGUCAAAGUUUGUGAGAUGAUGUUUAGUCUGGCAUCAAAGUUGGCUUCAGCACGGGACACAGAUACUGGAGAGAUGAAAACAGAAGAGAUUAAAUUUCACUUAUCAGAAAGCUCGGCCAUCACCCACCAACACUCAGGAGCAAAGCCUCACAGUGUCACAUCACAAGCAGAGGGAGCCACAGCUGAGGUCACUGAAUCAGUGUGGGAUAACCAGGAGCAGCAUCUUCUUGAGAUGUUUCCUAAGUGCAGUGUGACUGAGGCCAGAAGUGCAUUGUCUAUUGCUAAAGGAGAUAUGGAGGAGGCUGUUCGUCUAAUUAUUGAGGGAGAUGUUCAGCUGAUGUGUCCACCCUCGCUCAAUGUGAAUGAAGGGAAGGUCGUAUCUGCUGAAGUUGAUCAGAAACUUAAAGCAAGCAUUUUAGAAAAGUACAUGCAUGUUGAUAGUGAAGAAGAUAAAAAAGUACACAGGCCAGUUACUCCAAAGGAUGCCCCUAAAAAGCUAGUGCGCUACCAUGGAAGUCAAGUGGUCACCACAAAAGGAGAACGCUACCAUCUGGUCAAGAAAGAAGAAAGUGAAGAUAUGAAGAAGACCUACGUUAGUCUCAAACCAGCACGCAAAUAUCGUUUUCAUUGAUGACAAUCAUCUUGUUCAUGGAUUCUGAUUAUCUUUUGUUUUUGAUAUUUGUGUCCCGUCACAUUAUCUAUGACUGGAAACAAAUAGUUUGGUUUUUAUUUAAGUCAAAUUGGGUGUUCAAUUGGAUUUACAUUGUGGUGCUCAAGUUUUUGUUUCCUUAAGGUUUUGACGGCGUUGGAUUGGUUUUGCUUUGUUUUCAGUGAUACUUACAGCAGUUUCUUUUCAAACUCUUACAAGUUAAUGUAUUUAUUUUUUUAAAUCUUUACUAAAUAUUAAGCUAUAUUGAAGAACAUUGAGGUGUUUGCCUCCGUAAAGUCAAACCUUGUUUGAAACAUGAUAUCAUAAUGUGUCAUUGAAACAUGAAGUGAAGUGGUUGUUUUGUUUUAAAAUCAACCAAUUAUCACAAAAAAUGCAGGAAAACAGCUGAACAUCAGUCUUUAUAUUUUGUGCUGUUUUUAUUUUCAUAUGCAGAAAUAUAAAAUAUAUGUUCCCUCAAGUAUUAAGAAUUGAAGGGUCUGUGACAGUGGAUUCGUGUGGCAGUUCAUAAACAAUGUGUGUUAAUUCAGGACUCAUCUGAAGGCAAAUAUACACUGGACAACUUUGGAUAAAUUAACCUUUGCGUGCAUUUUAAGUUUGACUGUAUUGUGUAUUUAGCUGGCUAUACAUAGUUUUAGAAAUGAAUGCUUGUGUUCACAAUUAACAUGAUAUAUUAAUAUUACACUAGUAUUUUCUGGAGAUUGUUGCUGUUUGAUGUACUGUUUACUUGUUGACCUGGUUGUGUUUUGUGUAGAAACUGUAAGCGUGAGCUGUCAACAUCACCACAUGUUUCCAAAACCACCGCAGCCCUGAAACUAAAGUGCAGUGAUUUGAUUUAAAUAUAUUAGCAUUGUUUCUCGAAGUAAAUAGUAAGUUGAAUGUUUUACAAAU